Messenger RNA from Eimeria tenella, 174 nucleotides. RefSeq lists its product as uncharacterized. The transcript has a single exon. The record is from RefSeq and is a predicted model, not a curated record. Lineage: Eukaryota; Apicomplexa; Conoidasida; Eucoccidiorida; Eimeriidae. The annotation marks the transcript as partial.
AUGAGCUGCUGCACUUGCGAGUGCGCGGAAAGCCGCGAGGCCGACACUCUGGUGGCCCGGGAGCAGCAGCCCGCGCAGCCGCUGCAGUUCCUCGUGGCGGGAAAAUCCAUUCAACAUCCCCAAAAGGCUCUCUCGAGGUCCAUCAAUGGAGAUGCCUUUGCAAUGGACCACCAU